Molecule: messenger RNA, 2274 nt
Organism: Trichechus manatus latirostris (Florida manatee)
Lineage: Eukaryota; Metazoa; Chordata; Mammalia; Sirenia; Trichechidae
Gene: ARL14EP
Product: ADP ribosylation factor like GTPase 14 effector protein
Exons: 4
Coding region: 697-1479 (260 amino acids)
Cellular component (GO): intracellular membrane-bounded organelle
Source: RefSeq, a predicted model, not a curated record
GUGUCCAAAGGAAGCAAACCAAAGUCUGGCCAUCUUCACUUCUAAGGAGCAUUUCGGUUUAUUUCUUCUAAGACUGAUUCAUUUGUUCUUCUAUCAGAUAGGACAUUUUAAUUUUAAACUGUGCAGGUCCCAUAACUUGAGCUUUCUGUUAGCAACAGGUAAGAGGUAGAGCAUGAUGUGUAGCAGGUACCAAAGAAAGACUUUUACUUGCUGGAAGAUGCAAAAAAUGCAUGGUAAAUUUAGGGUUGACAGAUUUAGUAAAUAAAACCAUAGAUACCCCAUUAAAUUUAAAUUUUAGGUAAACAGUGAAUUAUUUUUUUUAGAAAUAUUUGGGAUGUAAUUAAAAUAAAAGAUUUUUUUUUAUUAAAAUAAAAAUUGUCCAUUCAUUACCUGAAGUUCAAGUUUAACUGGGUAUUCUGUAUUUUUUUCUGGUAACUCUAAUAGUAAAUACUUCUGCCCCAACAGUGAUACCUGAGAAAUGCUGACUUGGAAAAUAAUACAAUAAUUGUGGUUAUUUCCUAUUUUUCACAGUCAAAAACAGUGAACACUGAAAGUCCUUAUAUAUAACUUGUAUUCAUAUGAAUUUUUUUUCUCUAGGACAGACACCUAGAACCAAAAGUGCAGAGUCCUGGGGGAGAGCUACUAGAGAAAAAUAUCAAGGCAAAAUAAAACAGGAGAAAUUUGCUAGACUCAAGAAUGAUGGAUCCCUGUUCAGUUGGAGUCCAGCUUCGUACCACAAAUGAGUGCCAUAAAACAUACUAUACGCGUCAUACAGGCUUCAAGACUUUGCAAGAAUUGUCAUCAAAUGAUAUGCUUUUACUUCAGCUUAGAACUGGGAUGACACUUUCUGGAAACAAUACAAUCUGUUUCCAUCAUGCAAAAAUUUACAUUGACAGAUUUGAGGAUUUACAGAAGUCCUGUUGUGACCCAUUUAACAUACACAAAAAACUAGCCAAAAAAAAUUUGCAUGUGAUUGACUUAGAUGAUGCCACUUUCCUGAGUGCAAAAUUUGGAAGACAGCUUGUACCCGGUUGGAAGCUUUGUCCAAAAUGUACGCAGAUAAUCAAUGGAAGUGUGGAUGUUGAUUCUGAAGACCGCCAAAGAAGAAAGCCUGAUUCAGAUGGAAGAACUGCUAAAGCUUUGAGGUCAUUACAAUUUACAAACCCAGGAAAGCAAACGGAAUUUGCUCCAGAAACUGCUAAAAGAGAAAAAAGAAGGUUUACAAAAAAUACAUCAGCUGGCUCAGACAGACAAGUGAUACCAGCAAAGAGUAAGGUCUACGAUAGCCAGGGUCUCCUGAUUUUCAGUGGGAUGGACCUCUGCGACUGCCUUGAUGAAGAUUGCUUAGGAUGUUUCUAUGCUUGUCCUGCCUGUGGUUCUACCAAAUGCGGAGCUGAAUGCCGCUGUGACCGCAAGUGGCUAUAUGAGCAGAUUGAAAUAGAAGGAGGAGAAAUAAUUCAUAACAAGCAUGCAGGAUAAUUUGUGGUAUCAAACUAUAAGGUCCUUUGAAGGUCCUUUCUCUAUUAUAAAAUUCUGUAAUUCUAAAGCUAUACUAAUAUUUUAAACUCUAUUGCCAAUAACAGAUUUGAAAAGCACCUCGAAGUGCACAAAUAUUGCAUUAGGGGUGCUUUCAGAUGCAUUAUUUGAUUUAAAUUUAGAUGGGCAGUCUGCUUUAAGCUAAACUGUCUGGGUCAAUGGGUCAAUGUAAACAAGUAGAGUGCAGGGUACAGGCAGUCCUCGAUUUGCACGGUUCCAAUAUGCACAAAUUUCAGUUAUCACACUUUAGUUAAAUAACAACAGUGUUCAAAUUUCAGUUACCACAGUAUAUUAUCUGUGAGUAGUUUGCAUAAAGUACACAUUUCCCUACUAACUCUUCAGUCCACAGAUCACUAAAUAAGUAACAGAUACACAUUAUAAGCAGUGAUCACAUCACUUCUAAACUCUUUCAGUGAUUGGUCACUGCACAUCCGUUGUUCAGUUCACACAUAGCAAAGGGUGAGUGUGACACUUUACAAAAAUGGAUAAUUGAAAGAGAAAAUUGGCCAACAUAUAUGGUGCAGCAAAGAAAUGAAAAGUGAUAACACUGUAAGGGAAACAUGAAGCAAACAUGAGUAGAGCUAUAAAAGAAACAGCUGAUCAUGAGAAUGUUGACACUGCUGCUGUUCUAGAGACUCUAGACAUGUAGCCAGAUAUCUAGAGCCACACUCUCAAUGUGCAGCCAGAGGAACUCAGUGAAGACAAAUUUAUCAACAUAAAUUAGGAAAAUAGUUAUGA